This is a messenger RNA of Ooceraea biroi (clonal raider ant), 2027 nucleotides long. RefSeq names its product Tyrosyl-tRNA synthetase (gene TyrRS). Lineage: Eukaryota; Metazoa; Arthropoda; Insecta; Hymenoptera; Formicidae. The record is from RefSeq and is a predicted model, not a curated record. Gene Ontology annotation, molecular function: ATP binding; tRNA binding; tyrosine-tRNA ligase activity. Gene Ontology annotation, biological process: tyrosyl-tRNA aminoacylation.
CGCCGUCAUCUACCUUAUUCACGUGCUUGCGGCCGGUAGGCGGUAAACAGUGACGUUCCGUCAUCAAGGAGGUUAAUCUUCCCAUAUUGUUAUGAUGAAGUUCCUAAAACUUGUUUUACACGUAAAAUAAUUUGUAGAACUCGAUCUCGAAACUGUAAAGGCACACGUGUCAAAGAGAUCGAUUAUGGCUUUGGCGUGGAAUGAAAAGUACCAACUCAUCACGAGGAAUUUGGCGGAAUGUCUGGGAGAAGAGAAACUCGAGAAGAUACUGAAGGAACGUGAUCUCAAGCUGUAUUGGGGUACAGCUACAACGGGAAAGCCUCAUAUCGGCUACUUUGCACCUAUGUCUAAGAUAGCGGAUUUUUUACGAGCUGGAACAGAGGUGACGAUUCUCUUUGCGGAUCUCCACGCAUACUUGGACAAUAUGAAGGCACCAUGGGCACUUUUGGAGCUUCGUACUCGGUACUACGAAGCUGCGAUCAAGGCGAUGCUGAAAUCCAUUGAUGUUCCACUGGACAAACUAAAGUUCGUCAAAGGAACAGACUAUCAGUUAUCCAAGGAUUAUACGUUGGACGUGUAUCGUCUGAGCUCGUUGGUAACGGAACACGAUGCAAAAAAGGCAGGUGCCGAAGUUGUCAAACAGGUUUCCAAUCCUCUGUUGUCCGGCCUCCUUUAUCCGGGGCUACAGGCUCUCGAUGAACAUCACUUAAAAGUAGACGCGCAAUUCGGUGGUGUCGAUCAGAGGAAAAUUUUCACUUUUGCAGAGAAAUACCUGCCGAUGCUGGGAUACGAGAAACGUAUUCAUCUGAUGAAUCCAAUGAUACCUGGCUUGGCUGGCGCGAAAAUGUCGUCAUCCGAAGAGGAUUCCAAGAUCGAUCUGUUGGACAAUGCCGCGGCAGUGAAGAAAAAACUAAAGAAGUCCUUUUGCGAGCCUGGAAAUGUCGCGGAUAACGGUGUCCUCGCUUUCUGCGAGCACGUUAUAUUCCCAUUAUUUAAGGAUGGCGAAGUUUUCAACUCGUCAAGGACUGCAGAAUUCGGUGGCGACGUGUCCUUCUCCAAGUACGAGGAUUUGAAAGCCGCUUUCGCGUCGCAAGAGAUACACCCUGGUGAUCUGAAGAACGCCGUGGAGGUAUACAUCAACAGACUUUUAGAUCCAAUAAGAAAGGAAUUUGCAGGAGAUUCGAAGCUGCAGUCACUCGCGAGCAAAGCUUAUCCACCUCCACAAAAACAAAAGCCCGUAGAGGCGGAAGUUACUCCCGCAAGAUUGGACAUCCGAGUGGGCAAAAUAGUCCAAGUGAAGAAGCAUCCUGACGCGGAUUCGCUCUACGUCGAGAAGAUAGAUUUGGGUGAGCCGAAUGGACCACGUACCAUAGUCAGCGGCCUAGUCAAUUUCGUACCUUUAAACGAGAUGGAGAACAGAAUGGUGGUGAUCCUUGCCAAUCUGAAGCCAGCGAAUCUCCGAGGAAUUUUGUCACAUGGAAUGGUCCUUUGUGCCUCUACCGAAGAACCGACCAGACAAGUAGAGCCUUUAAGACCUCCAGCAAACGGCGUGCCCGGUGAUAAAAUUACUAUCGAGGGAUACGAAGAUGGAACAGCGGACGAUGUAUUAAAUCCGAAGAAGAAAGUAUGGGAGAAGCUGCAGGUCGAUCUUGUGGUGAAUACAGACGGUGUAGCUUCAUGGAAUGGAAAUCCGUUGCUCACGUCAACGGGCGGCAAGAUAACAAGCGACACUCUCAAAAACGUUCCGAUCAAAUAAUGCAUUGUCAUAACGUAUUUAAAAUCUUAUUAUACGUUAUAUACCAGCUUCGAUUAAUUACAACACACAGUAAAUAAUUAUUUAAUUAUUUACUUUUACUUGCUUUACGCUUUACCCUUGUUUUUAUAUAUAUAUAUAUAUAUAUAUUUUUUUUUCAUACAAACAGCAUUUAGCGUACAUUCAAAAAUCGGAAAAAGUGUGUAAUUGCAAGAUCGAAGCUAGCAAAUGUAAUAAAUAGGUCCAACUGCCAGUACGCCAGUACCAAAUGUGA